Heterocephalus glaber (naked mole-rat) is the source of this 839-nucleotide messenger RNA. RefSeq names its product SH3 domain binding glutamate rich protein like 3 (gene Sh3bgrl3). The record is from RefSeq and is a predicted model, not a curated record. Gene Ontology annotation, cellular component: cytoplasm. NCBI's taxonomy places the organism in Eukaryota, Metazoa, Chordata, Mammalia, Rodentia, Bathyergidae.
UGCCUGCCUGCGUCACCCAUUGGUCCCAAGAACAGUGACUUGCGGGCGGAGCAGGAAGGAAACCGCUCCCAAGCACGGCAGCGUCGUCUCCCAGCAGUGCAGCUGCCACUAUCACCGUUCCUCCGUUUGUCCAUACCUUCGUCCGCCUGCAGCAUGAGCGGUCUGCGCGUUUACAGCACGUCGGUCACCGGCUCCCGAGAAAUCAAGUCCCAGCAGAGUGAGGUGACCCGCAUCCUGGACGGGAAGCGCAUCCAGUACCAGCUGGUGGACAUCUCCCAGGACAACGCCCUGCGGGAUGAGAUGCGAGCCUUGGCAGGCAACCCCAAGGCCACCCCACCCCAGAUUGUCAAUGGGGACCAGUACUGUGGGGACUAUGAGCUCUUCGUGGAGGCUGUGGAACAGAACACACUGCAGGAAUUCCUGAAGCUGGCCUGAACCGAGCCAGCCCACUGUUCCCACUGGACUCAGCACCACAAUCUCCCACAGAUCUCACCCAGCCGUGAAGGACCCUGUGACCAACUCCUUGUUGUGACCAACUCCUUGUUGUUCCUAACUUUCUUACCUUGGAGUCCCUCACCCUAACCUAUACCCCUUUUCCUCCCUCUCUGUAGUUCCCUUUUCUCCAUUCAAAGGCAACAUUCCUUAUCUACUUGUCUCAGAAAUUGUCUUAAAACAGCCCCAAUGCUGGCUGUCCUCAGCCAGGCCUUGGGGCUGCCAACCUGCCUGGAGCUGGCUGUUGGGCACUUCUAUUAGUUCCAUUAGCCAGAGCUCUGCCAAAGGCCCCGCAGUCCCCCUCCUGGGAAUACCUUAGAGACAAUUAAAUGCCCAUUCCAUUGGCA